UACAUUCAGAGUCAGCUUUUCUGUGAGAAAAACAUGGCAACUUCAACCCCACAGCCACAGCCUAGUGGCUCCUCCAAUAGCACACAGGAGUAUGUGGUCCGAGUCCCAAAAGAUCGACAAAAGCAGUACAGAAUGAUGAAAUUUUCAUCAGGGGCAAAUAUAGACUUUGCCAAGCUUGCUCAGGAGCAAACACCAGUGAGGAUGGAGAGAGAAAACAACCUGAAGGAAUAUAAGACUGCCCAUGGCAUUGAUAUGAUGCCAAAGUUUGGGGCGGGGAGUGAAUUUGGCCGUGAACAAAAAGAGACAGCCAGACGAAAAAAAUAUGGCAUAAUGAUGAAGAGAUAUGUUCCAAACAACCAACCCUGGUUAAUGAAAGUGGGAAAAGCAAAAGAAGCUAAAAAAUUCAAAGGUGUACGAGAAGGGACAAUAGCAGAGAACACAUCCUACUAUAUAUUUACACAGUGUCCAGACGGAGCCUUCGAGGCUUUCCCGAUAGAGGAGUGGUACAACUUCUCACCGAUGGUCCAGUACAAGUACCUCAACUCUGAGGAGGCUGAGGAGGAGUUCACCAGGAGGGACAAAACUUUGAAUUAUUUUUCCAUCAUGGUACGGAAAAGAAUUAAAAAUGAAGAGGAUGCUGACAACGCAAAAUUGGACGAAGAAGAGAAAGUAAAGGAAAAAUCACAGAAAAAGAAGAAACAAGGAUUUCUACUGACAGAUGAUAUGGAUGAUGAAGAAGAAGAGUCUGAUGAUGGCUAUGAUGAUGAAGAUGAAAACAAGGGGAGUGAAGAUAAAAAACCUAAAAAGAAAACAAAGAGGGGUGCAAAACCGAAGAAGACUGCUAAACAUAAUUCAGAUGAUGAGGCUGUGGAGGAGAGUGAUGAGGGAGACUUUGAUGACCGGGAGCUUGACUACAUUACAGACUCGGACAGUAGUCUGUCGGAGACUGGUGAUCGUGAGAAAAGCGACCACUACCAGGAAAAGGGAGUGGACGAGGAAAGAGGGUUGAAGAAACUCUUAGACUCUGAUGAGAGCAGUGAAGAUGAAGAGGAAAAGAAAAAACAAGAAGAAAAAGAAAAAGAAGAGGCGGCAAAGAAGGAAAAGAAAAAGAAAGAUGGAUCUGACAGUGACAGUAGCAGCUCCAGCUCCGACAGUGAUUCAGACAUUGAGAAGGAUGAGAAGAUAUCAUCAGCUAUAUUUAUGCAGAAAAAAGAAAAGCGUGUCUCUCCAGUCCCUCGUGCUGCAACACCUUCAUCAGCAGAAACUGAGGAUAAAAACUCACUGAAGAGGAAGCUGGAGACUGAGGCACAGGUUUCAAAGAAGAUGAGAACAGAUAGUCCAAGUUUAGGUGCCCAUGGGUCAUCAAGUGGUGGUAUCACAGAGGAAUCAAUCAGGAGAUACCUGAUGAGGAAACCAAUGACUACCAAAGAACUCCUACACAAAUUUAAAUCCAAACGUGUCAACAUGACCAAGGAUGCCAUGAUGAGUGCCAUAGCAACCCUCCUGAAAAAGAUCAGCCCGAAAAAGGAGAUGGUCAAAAAUGUUAUGUACUUGUCACUGAAAAAAGAUGGAUGAUCAUCAUUGGAAGUAAGAUGGAAUAAUUCUUAUUGAAUCAGGUCAGCAGCCCGUGGGUGCUUGACUUAUGUGUAUGUGUCCAGUAGUUAUCUCCUCAAAUACCAGAUAACUGGCCAUCUCACAAGGUGUUAAUACAGGCAUGCAACACCAACCAAUGAGAAACUGGAUAACAAAAUUAAUAUACAGUACUACCGAUUUGGUAGUCAACCAAUGAGAGAGGAAGUAACAGAUGUUGAAAGGAACUAGAAUUGACUUAUAUCAGCUGCAAUGUAACUGUGUGUACUCUAAUUUCUGAUGUGUUGGAUUUGUUAAAAAAGGAUUUUGCUUGGCUAAAGCAAACCUCAAUUUUAAUUCGGUAUUUAUCAUUAGUCAAUCAAUAAAACAGAGAUCAUUAUUUUUCAUAAUACAUGUAGAUAAACUUUUGCAAAGUUCAGAAUCUGUAUAACAAUUGUUUUGUUGAGAGUCAUUAUUUCAUUCUGGCUCAAGACAACGCUUCCAAACGCAUCUUGUUAGCGAGAUAAGAUGUUUUAUGCCAAUUCUUUUUUCUAAACCCUUUCAUCCCUAUGCAACUUUAGUAGACUCUUCCAUGCAUUGAUCUUGAUAAGUCCAAUAUGGUCUACAGUGGUGAAAGGGUUAAAUAAUGCUCGAGUUGCCAAAAUUAAGUGCUAAAUGAUAUGUACAGUGAUCGGUGGUCCUAGGCCAAUCUCAUGCUUUGUAAAAGUUAGCAAGGCAAUUGGCUCAUACCAUCCUAGGCAUGUGUUCUGGAAAAGAAGAUGGAUCACACAGCUGGUCUGGUGGUGCAGAGAAAUAAAAGAGUCAUUUAUGAUCA
This is a messenger RNA of Mizuhopecten yessoensis (Yesso scallop), 2404 nucleotides long. Its product is annotated as general transcription factor IIF subunit 1-like. The coding region runs from base 34 to 1575 and encodes 513 amino acids. The transcript has 13 exons. Gene Ontology annotation, biological process: positive regulation of transcription elongation by RNA polymerase II; transcription initiation at RNA polymerase II promoter. Lineage: Eukaryota; Metazoa; Mollusca; Bivalvia; Pectinida; Pectinidae. Gene Ontology annotation, cellular component: nucleus; transcription factor TFIIF complex. The record is from RefSeq and is a predicted model, not a curated record. Gene Ontology annotation, molecular function: DNA binding; RNA polymerase II general transcription initiation factor activity; TFIIF-class transcription factor complex binding.